AUGUUUUUCGAUAUUUAUCGAAAAAAUAUCGACCGAGAAAAUUUUGGUUUUUUCGAUAUUUUUCGGUAUUCGGACUGUACAAGUGCAGGACAAUGUUUGUGUUUUGAUGGAUGGACAGGGAAAGCAUGUGAUCUUCGUACACCAACUCGCCGAACAGAUAAUCAUCAUUCCCCUUCAUUAGAAUUUUCUUCUCUUCGUGAUAUUUCAACUCGUUUUGUUGGUGUUAGUGAUGGAAAAGUUAUUUUAGAGACAACGACUUUAUUAAUUAUUCUUUUAUUUGUUGGAUUACUUUUAUUAUUAUUUCUAUUAUUUCUUUUGCUUUUUUAUCGGAGAAGUUCGGCUGAUGCAUUUCAACAUGCAAAUAUACAAUUUAAACAAGCAACAACUACAACUGCGGAUGAAGAGGAAAGCAAAAAUGAAAAUGAGAGAAAUAAUGCUAGAACUAUAAAAUUUGGACAAAUGCCAAGUUGGAGGGAAGAAAAACGUACAAGAAAAACAAACAAAAGAGUUUAUGAUGCUCUCCAAAGAAUUACUGAGGCGAAUGAGGUAAAAGUGGAAAGGGAGUUUUGGAAAAUGAUUUUAAGAGGGUAA
This is a messenger RNA of Meloidogyne enterolobii, 591 nucleotides long. The record is from the annotation of a GenBank genome assembly. Lineage: Eukaryota; Metazoa; Nematoda; Chromadorea; Rhabditida; Meloidogynidae.